This is a messenger RNA of Telopea speciosissima, 2496 nucleotides long. Its product is annotated as pentatricopeptide repeat-containing protein DOT4, chloroplastic-like. NCBI's taxonomy places the organism in Eukaryota, Viridiplantae, Streptophyta, Magnoliopsida, Proteales, Proteaceae. Gene Ontology annotation, biological process: RNA modification. Gene Ontology annotation, molecular function: protein binding; RNA binding. Gene Ontology annotation, cellular component: intracellular membrane-bounded organelle. The transcript has a single exon. The record is from RefSeq and is a predicted model, not a curated record. Bases 61 to 1947 code for a protein of 628 amino acids.
AUCUGUUUGCCGGCGUCUCUGUUUCUCCAAAGAGAAACUUGAAAAGAAUUCCCGUAACCAAUGCACUUGCAUCACCUAGUUUAUAACGCAAGACGGCCGUUAUUCCUAUGGAAUUUGAUGAUUAGAACAUCUGCAAGAGAUGGGUUAUUCACAGAAACACUUGAAAUUUACUCGUCGAUGUCUAAAUUUGGGGUUUGCGGGAGUAACUUCACGUUUCCUUUGAUUUUAAAGGCCUGUGGGAAACUUGGUUUGCUAAGAGAUGGUACAAAGGUACAUGCUCAUACAUUACUGAUGGGUUUCGACAAUGACCUCUUUGUACAAACAGCUUUGAUCCACAUGUACGGCAAAUGCUCAAAUUUGGCUGCUUCCCGUCAAAUAUUUGAUGAAAUGCCCGUUAAAAGCUUGAUUUCUUGGAAUUCAAUGAUAUCAACCUACUGUAAUUAUUCUUUGAUUAAAGAAUCAUUUAAGUUGUUGAAGCAAAUGCAGGUACUCGGUCUGCAACCAAGCUUGAGCACUUUUGUGAGCAUUGUUUCUGGUUGCUCUUCCUCGGGCUCUGCCAUCUGGCAUGACUUAUUGAUACACUGUUGCGGUAUUAAACUUGGUCUGGAUUCUGAUUUACACCUUUCUAAUUCAAUUAUGAGUAUGUACGUGCAGCGUGGUAAUAUCAAUGCUGCUCUUUCUAUCUUCUAUUCGAUGGCUGAGAAAUCAGUUGUUUCCUGGACGACAAUCAUUAGCUGGUAUGUGGAUAGGGGGGAUGUUGCCAAAGGAUUUUAUAUUUUCAACCAGAUGCGACGAGAAGAGGUUGGUUUAGACUCGGUGGUGUUCAUACAUCUUACUUCUGGUUGUCUCCAAGUGGGAAGAGUAUCAAUAGUUUCCUCGGUCCAUGCUCUGAUUCUCAAAACUGGGUGCAAUUAUGAAGAACCAAUUCAAAACUCUCUUAUAAGCAUGUAUGCAAAGUGUGGUGAUCUUAUAUCUGCUCAAAGGGUUUUCGAUGUAGGGGAGAAAAAAAGUGUAGUACUAUGGACAUCAAUGAUUGGUGGAUAUGUCUACUCUGGGCAUCCAAGUGAAGCAUUGAAUCUUUUCAAGAAUUUGUUGACGACAAGCAUUAGGCCGAAUAGGGUAACAUUAGCUACUGUACUUUCAGCUUGUGCUAAUUUGGGGGCAUUGAGCAUGGGAGAAGAAGUCGAGGGUUAUAUUAAGUUGAAUGGGAUGGAAUCAGACUUGCGCCUUCAGACAGCAUUAAUUCACAUGUACUGCAAAUGUGGAAGCAUAAUGAGGGCAAAAGAAAUAUUUGACAGGGUCUCUAACAAAGAUCUAGCUGUCUGUAGUUCCAUGAUAAAUGGUUAUGCAAUCCAUGGGAGGGGAAAAGAAGCUUUAAAUCUCUUCUUAAACAUGCAGAAAGAAGAGGGAAUCAAGCCAGAUGCAGUUGUAUUCACAACUGUGUUAUCAGCUUGUAGCCAUUCAGGCUUCGUUGAAGAUGGUCUGAAGUACUUCCAUAUUAUGCAGAGGGAUUAUGGAUUAGAACCUACUAUAGAACAUUAUUCAUGUUUAGUGGAUCUUCUUGGUCGAGCUGGGUACUUGAACUUAGCUUUGAAAACCAUCCAACAGAUGCCUUUGCAUGCACAAAAGGCUCAAGUUUGGGCACCAUUACUUAGUGCAUGCAGAACCCAUCACAAUAUUCAGCUUGGAGAGUUUGUAGCUAAGAAAUUGUUUGCUAUGGAGCCUCAAACCACGGGUAAUUACAUAUUAUUGGCUAAUACAUAUACAUCUGUUGGAAAAUGGACAGAUGCAGUGGCAAUGAGAAGGUUGAUUAAUGAGAGAGGAAUGGUGAAGGAAGCUGGGUGGAGCCAGAUUGAUGUUAAUGAUACGGUCUGCUCCUUGCCCUUUGGAAAUCAGUUACGUCACAUCAUUGAUCCUUUGAGUUUUAUGCAGAGCUUGAAAAUCUAAAUGAGGUCAGAGAUGCAUGGUGUGUUGCAAAAACUGAAGUUGUUAUGCACAACUUUGAGUAGGAAACGGAUGCAUUGAGGUCACCAGUAUGUUGUCUAUGUUUGUCUUCUUCUUAUUGCUGAGUCACGUUCUACUAUGAAGACCACGAAGAAUUGGUGGACUUUGCGAUGACUGUCACUGUGCACUAAAGGUUAUUCUUGAAGAUCACCAGCUGCAUCCCAUUGUGUUAGAUGGCCACUGUUUGCAAAAUUUCGAUAAUGGUUCGUAUUUGAUACUCAUACUUGAAUUACUGGUCAUUCCUUCCGUUUGGUGCAAAUUACGACUUUUCUAAUUCACUAGUUUGGAAUUAAUUACUUUGUGUUCCUUACAUAAAGCUAUCACAUUUAUCAAAUUGCAGAUUGAAGAGGUGGAGAGAACCACAUGUUUUGGAAUUUGCUGUCUUCUGUGAUUUUUUUGGUGAGUAAUUAUCUUCAGUUUUUAAAAUGUUACAACUUGCAUAUUAUUUAUUUACUUGUGGCUUCUGUGCUUAAAGUUAAAGCCUUAAACCAU